AAUUGAGUAACUAUUCUAGACGAAAACGAAAGCACAAAACUAGUAAUGGAACGGAUUUCGGAUAGCUUUGCAUUCUUAUCAAACAGGAUAACGGGAAACGACACUACCGGAGGAGAUGAACCUCAUUCGUUCAUUCACUAGAAUCAAUCCGGGAAAGCGUUUUGUGUUCAUCAUCCCAAAUACACACACCAGCGCAACACCGGUUCUCCGGGACCGUGACCCAACGAUUAUGUCCUGCCCACACAAUCAAAGGAUAGUCAGCAACCCGAAUGAUUGCCACUCCGACGAGCGGCACUUCGGUAACUUGUUGAUAGUUCAAUAAAAGCGUAUUUGCAUUCGCCACUUGCUCGCUCUGUGCUGCUAGUGUUGCUCGGGCGAGGAUUAUGGUCCUCCCCGGACACCUCGGCCACUAUUCUUCGCCUACAUUAAACAAACUGCUACUUGCUGCUGCUGCUACUGCUGAUGCUCAUUCUCGUGGUUUAGCCAGCUCUCAACCAGCCGGGCGUCAGCAUGCCUGAACCGCCUACUGAACUAUCUCUCCUCAUUCACACAGUUAUUGCUAGUUUCAUUCAUAACGCCAUCACCAGCAGAGCAGGCUGGAUGGUCUGGCCGAUUUUUCUUUCAAUUCGGUUACUCUCUCUCUCUCUCUCUCGUUCUCAUCCUUUUUCCUGUCUCUCGUUCUCACUCAUUUCCGUCACGGCCUCUUUUGCAUUUCCGGUUCGUUCAGGGGAGUACGUAGUUGGCGAAAGGGCCCGCAAACCGGUUCUUAUUUUUCCAUGUCGUUGAUUUUGCGUUGCUGCUGCUCGCUCAUCCUUCAUCCUUUCGCGCCAGAUGCAUGUUGCUUUUCGACCGUCGCUAUUGUGCUUGACGUUUUUUUUUACUUUAUUAGGUAUGUCUUAUGUCAUAAUUUCCCACGGAGACGGAUAAGCAAUCUGCAUGGUUCAGCGAGUUUUUAAAAUGGAAUUUCUAAUGUCACGUGACGGGAUACCGUCAUUCGUACGGUUUUGUCGAGACGAUAUGGUUGGACAUUGCGCGGGUGCCUGCGAGAUUGAUGAAGCUGCCAUGUUUGUUGCGAGGCCGGUUGCAGGGUGGCGCACAGUUAUGAAUGCCAUCAAUUUAUCACGAACGCAAUCAAUCGUGUCCGCCAAUCGGUUGAUCAUCGAUUGCCAGUUGAUUGCCUCGAUAAGGGUUAUGCAAACUACGGGCUUUCAAAGGGUGUAAUCAGCCGCUACAAACAUUCUAAAACGUGUUAUUAACAUUCAAGCACUUGGUCGAACAAGCAAAUUGUCAGUAAUUCAUUGAAAGCUUGUGCAUAAGUGCAUUUUAGUAAUAAAAAUAUUGCUUUCUUUCAGUCAUUUGAAUAAGUUUAUUAUGUGUGUAAAGUGUCCUCACUGUAAAGCACUUGUCUGCGAUCGAAGCCUAUGAAGCCACCACCAAGAACGGUCGAAACUAGGGUUAAGUUCAGCCUCGGUCAUUCUUAAAAUUGAUGAGAUAAAAAUGCAGAUCAACGGCCGGACAGAAACACAACUGGGGCAGGGAAGCGCUUCGCGUGCCAUCGUGGUUUCUUUCGUUCCUUCGAAUCGGUAGCGUUCCUAGGCCAGCGAGUUUCGGACCAGAUAGUUUGUCUACGCGAAUUUAUUACACUUUCCACUGGACACUGGCAGACUGGGUGCAUUAAACUUGUUCACUUUUUUCGAACCGUCCAGUAUCGUCUCCGGCCAGUCGGGAGGUACUUACUCGAUUCCACUUUUGGCCGAAAGUCACCGAAUUGCUGCCGGUGCCUCCAGCGGUCAGCGUGCUAAAUACGGCUGCACAGCGUGUCGCGAAAACGCACCCGUUAUUUCUACCAACUACAAGCAUUGGUCACAAGCCACCGGGCAAUCCGGUGUCCGGGUUUUUUUUUUCAUACGUUUGCAAGCAACAGACGACCAGACGGCGAGACGCCUGGAAUCUUUAAAACGUGAAACUAAAACGCCCCUCCACUCGGUUCUGCGAGUGCCAAGCCGGGAAUCAAAUUUGCUAGCGCGCGAUGCUGAAUUGUUUCAUAACUUUCAUAACGGAGAGAGUAGAUUCAAAGGAUAGACCCAGUGGCAUUGCCAAAGCACGGCUGCAGCAUUUAAUCUCCCAUCACGUACCACCGACAUGAGUAAUUUAAAAUUGGUUCCAUACACGCGCCAUUCCGGCCAGCAAUAUCAUCGACGGUGAUAAAGUUUUACACAAUCUGUCGCUUGGGUAUAUAAAAUGUCGAACCGUGGCGUUGCUGGAACCUGGAACGAAUAUUGUGAGCAGAGUUUGUAUUCCAACCCAAAACAUGAAGACACCCGGUGCAGUGUUGUUUUUAGGCACUUUAGUGCUAGUGACUGCGGCUAGCCCCAUCCAUGAACUGGAAAAACGAGCAGCAGCCGGUCAACCGAAUGACGUCAUGAAUAAGCUGGCCGAAAAAGGAAAAGAGAUCGCUUUUGGGGUAAUCGAAAAGCUGAAGGACAGCGAAGUCGGACGCAAGAUGAUAGGCAAAGUACUGGGCGCGAUGGCUGGUGGUCGUUCUAAGCGCGAAAUCUCUAUUGACGCUGCCAUUACGAACCUCCAUACAGCCCAUUACCAGAAGCUUGAACUGCACAAAACGCUCAAGAAUGAUGCUACCAACAGUGUUAACCCAUCGACCUGUCCGAUUCAACAGAACGAACUAAACUGGAUUGAAACAGCCUCCAUUGCUGUCCAACAGAUUCUCCUUCAAGUGAAUAAGAUUAUUAAUGGACAGAAGCUUGGAUACAGUGUGCCCAAGCCACAGCAUAUCUCUGUUUAAGCCAAGGAAAAUCAAAUAUUUAGCAUUGGGUUUCUAAUAUCAAAAUAACUGUCUGUCAACGCGCCUGUUAGUGUCCUUUUUGUGAGCAAUGUCUAAAUGCAAAUA
Molecule: messenger RNA, 2908 nt
Organism: Anopheles aquasalis
Lineage: Eukaryota; Metazoa; Arthropoda; Insecta; Diptera; Culicidae
Source: RefSeq, a predicted model, not a curated record